AUGAACUGUGAAGUUUUCCAGCUCAACGAACUCGAAAUCGAGCACUUUGAGAUACGCGAAGUUUUGCGAUGCAUACUGCACACGAUCAUUUUUCAUCGGGCGUUAGGUCUUGUGCGUCCAAAAGAUGUAGACUUGGAACUCUUUGACAUUACCUAUGUUCAAUGUGGAGAGGUUGAGGUUGAAAUGAAAAUAGAAGAGAAAAUUGAGCAGUUUAUUUGUUGGGUGGAGAAGCAUCCAAACAAAAAGAGUCAGAUAUGCUUAUCUUUCUAUGAGGUUAAAAACAAACAGGCAUCUUGGUUCAGUAACAGGAUUGAGCGUUUGUAUUGGGAGCAAUGGUAUAUUAAUCUGAAUGUAGCCCAGCAUCUGAAAUCGCACUCAAGCAAGUCUCAUCAUUCUAAAGUUGCUGAUCCCAGAGAGGGAGCGUCGGAGGAUAGAAAUGCUCGAAGUGCAGCACUUGAAGUAUCACUACGCGGUGUUUUGCUUCAAAUAAUUAAAUUUGUCGAUGAGAAAAAGGAUCAUGUUCCACCAAUACCUAAUCUGGAGGGUGCUAUUUCGUUUCCCUAUGAAAUUACAAUACCUAGUUCAUCUGAUUCUGCAUUUGGGAUGGACAUUAUCAAAAGAAUGCUACAAACUGGGCAUCCAACAAUGCUAAGUUGA
Lathyrus sativus (Indian pea) is the source of this 657-nucleotide messenger RNA. The record is from the annotation of a GenBank genome assembly. NCBI's taxonomy places the organism in Eukaryota, Viridiplantae, Streptophyta, Magnoliopsida, Fabales, Fabaceae.